AUGCCGGCUUUGACAUGCAGUCUCAUUGUCUCCGGUACAAGGACUCAGAGUUACUCGGUAUGGUUAGGGCCGAGCAUUCUGAGCACAUUGUUUAAUCAUUCCAGUAAGGCCUUGACGCGCGCAGAUUUCGACAAUCCGCAAAUGGCAACAACAGCAGACGCUUCGGAGGCCGAACGUUGGUUGAAGACCACCUCGACAGCUGCAGGAUCGCCAGAAAACCCGGGCACGGGCAUAUUACAACAAGAAUUCCCGAUACCCUGCCCCUGCACGGCAGGGAGUCCAACCUGCAACUUCAAGCCCAAAGGCGGGCUCAAUCUGCUCCUGGUUCCAGCCAAGCUGGAGAGCAACUGGGUCAAGGAAUGGGAGUCUGUCAUUGACAAGGACCAUCCCACAUUCAAUAUGCGGAUGUAUGUUGGUCAUAGCAAGCACAGCGGGAAGAAGGUUAGUCGGGCCAGAUGGGAGCUCCAGGCAGCAGGUGUGAAGGAGUGGAGAGACAAGGUGAAUCAAUACACCUUGGAUCGUCUCCCCCUUGCCUCUGAAAACCCCCAACUGGUAGGCACAACCUGGAGAGGAGUCCAUUGUCAUCGGGCCAACCCCGCAAAGCUUCCACAAAUAUGUGGACGAUUGUCUCACUGA
Molecule: messenger RNA, 636 nt
Organism: Rasamsonia emersonii CBS 393.64
Lineage: Eukaryota; Fungi; Ascomycota; Eurotiomycetes; Eurotiales; Trichocomaceae
Exons: 2
Coding region: 1-636 (211 amino acids)
Source: RefSeq, a predicted model, not a curated record